AUGGAGCAACGCCCGGUCCAGUAUGCACAACUUCCCAAGUUUGAGUACCAGACUUUCGAGCGUCACUAUCAGACCUUCGACCGUCAAACUUUUAGCUUUUCAUAUUACCCUGUCAAUACUGCAUCUACGGAUCAUCUGACGCCGCCUAAGGAUCAGGACAAUAACAACAACCCCGUCGAACCAGAUAAUGCCCCGGCCGCCGAGACUACCCCUACAGAAGGAUCCGAUAGUGCCCCCGCUGAUGGCUCAACGUCUCCCGAGUCUGAAGGUGCCACCGAAGCAACAACACCGCCACCAGAGGCUGAAGAGACCUCCAACGAUACGACUGCUGAAAUAAAAGAGGAAGGCGAGAGUCCCGCUCCAGAAGCAGACGAGUCCACCCCACCGCCAGAAGAUAGUCCUCCCAGUGAUCAACCUGUUGAGGAUGCACCAAAGGACAUAGAACCGGAACCAGUCGAAGCAGACGCUGCACCGGCGGAUGUAGAUGAUACACCGCCCGAGGAGAACACUGAAGCCCCCAGCAAUGAGGAUGACUUCAUAGAAUGUGACCCUACUGCAAAAGAUGACAAUGUCGAAGCCGAAAAAGGAGAAGCCGAACAACAAGCGGCUGAAGACGCCAAAUCCGGGGAUGGGGAAACGCCAGCGGAAGCAACGACGGCCGACUUGAUCGACGUAGAAAAGGACGGGGAGAACGCAACAGAACAGCCACCGGCAGACAGUAAAGAGGGCGAGGCUGAGCCCCCUGCUGAGCCCCCUACCAACGACAAGGGCACCGAAGCCAACAGCGGCGAUGCAUCGCCCGAAGAACCGGUCGCAGAUGCGGAGGAGGCUCAAGAGCAUGAGGCUAAAGCACAACCCGAGCCUGCGCCAGAACCCACGGAAACUCCUGUCGCCCCAGAAGGACAGGAGAAUCAAACUCCAGAGGAACAACCUGGUCCCGACACCACAGAAACUGUGGAUGAAGCACCAGCAGACGAGGGAACGCCAGAGUCGACAGAAGAUUUAGCGGCGGACAAUGCCAACGUUGAACCCGAAGCAGAGCCAGCAAAUGCAACUGAAGAGGCACCGGAAGAAACGGCCGCUGCCCCCGAAGAGUCACCUGAAGAGGCCGCACAGCCUGAAACAACCGAUGAGGCCUCAGCAGAAGUUGACUCCGGUGAAGCGCCAGCCGAAGAGUCUACCGAAACACCUGUCGCUAAAGAAGAUUCUGCUGAGACACCUACCGAGACACCCGCCGAGACACCUGCUGAGGAAGCCGCUGUCGUGGAAGAACCCGCCGGAGAAAGUGUUGCAGAAGAACCUCCGGCUGAAGAGCCCACCGCGGAUGAUACAACAGACGUACCGGCUGAGGAAACUACAGAAGCAGCAGAACCUACAUCAGAACCCGCCGCGGAGGAGGCAGCAAGCGAGGAGGUAUCUCCUGAGGAAGCCACGACUUCGGAGUCAGUCGAAGAGCCUACCGAUGAAACUCCAGCGGCAGCGGAGACUACUCCGGAAGCAGCAAGCGAGGAUGAACCGGUAGAUGCUCAAGAGCCAGCUGACGAAAAGCCGACCGAGGAAGUAGUUGCAGAGGAGCCUCCCGCGGAGGCCGCAGCAGAGGAAGUCCCGGCCGCGGAGGCCGCAGUCGAAGAAGCGACUCCGAACGAAGAUGCCGAGGGUGCCGCACCGGAAUCUGAGGAUUCGCCUGCUGAUCUCGCCGAGGAUGCGCCAUCAGAAGAGCCAGUUCAUGUCGAAGACCCCGAGCAAGUGACAGAAGAAGCGGCCCCUGAAGAGACACCAUCGACUGAGGAAGUGCCAGCAGAAGAGGGUGUCGGUGAAGUUCCUGAAGACGCUCCCGCCGAAGAGCCGGCCACAGAAGCGAUGCCCGAAGAAUCCGCUCCUGCAGAAGAACCUAUCGCUGAAGAACCUGCAGCUGAAGAACCUCCAGCCCCAGAUGAGACUCCUCCUGAACUUGCGCCUGAGGAGACUGCCCCAGUUGAAGAGUCUGCUCCAGUAGAGGCCGCUGCUGAAGAGGAUGUUGCUGCUGAAGAGGGAGUUCCUGCUGAGGAGCCUAUCGCCGACGAGCCCGCUGCUUCUGAAGAGCUCGCGAUUGAGGAACCUGCUGCUGUUGUUGAACCUGAAGCUGAGGCUACCGUUGAAGAAUCAGUACCGGCUGAGGAUCCUGCACCUGUCGAAGAAGCUGUCGAGGUGCCCGCCACCGAGGAACCUGUUACCGUUGAAGAGCCAGCCGCCGCUGAGGAACCCGUCGCUGACGAGCCUGUCACUGAAGAGCCCGCUGCCGAAGAGCCUGCCCCUAUCGAAGAGCCUGCCCCGGUGGAAGAAACUGUCGAGGAGCCCGCCGCUGAGGAGCCCGCAUCGGCUGAAGAAGAGCAAGUUUCGGUUGAAGAACCUGUUCCCGAGGAGAACACUGCCGCUGAAGAACAACCGCCGGCAGAAGAGUCUUCGUCUGUGGAAGAGGUUCCCGCUGAACGAGCUGUUGACGAACCCGCUCCAGUGGAAGAACCCGCUCCAGUAGAUGAGCCUGCCGCGGAGCAAGAGCCUGAAGUGGAAGAAGCUACCCCUGCUGAAGAACCCGCUGUGGUCGAAGAACCUGCUACAGCGGAAGAGGCUAUUCCUACUGCAGAAGAGCCUGCCCCGGUGGAGGAGCCUGAAGAACCUGCUCCAGCGGAAGAACCUACUCCUGCAGCGGAGGAGCCCGUUGCGGUAGAAGAACCUGCUGCCGUGGAGGAACCUGCUGCUGUAGAAGAGCCCGUUGCGGAGGAGGCUGCUGCGGAAGCCGCCGCCCCGUCUGAAGAGCCUGCUGCUGUGGAAGAGCCUGCUGCUGUGGAAGAGGCUAUUCCUGCUGCAGAAGAGCCUGCCCCAGUCGAGGAGCCUGAAGAACCUGCACCAGCGGAAGAAGCUACUCCUGCUGUGGAAGAGCCUGCUGCUGUAGAAGAGCCUGCCGCCGUGGAGGAACCUGCUGCUGCAGAAGAGCCCGUUGCGGAGGAGGCUGCUGUGGCAGUCGCCGCCCCGGCUGAAGAGCCUGCUGCCUUGGAAGAGCCCGCUCCUGCUGAAGAGCAGGCUGCCGCUGAAGACCCCGCUCCUGUUGAAGUACCCGCAGAAGAUAUAGCUCCUGCUGAGAGAGCCGUUUCUAUCGAGCCAUCAGAAGUUGCAGCACCCCCACCGGAAGAACAGGGCGAAAGCGAAGGAUAUGAAGCAGAUCCGAGCUCAGAGCCGUCAGAAGAAACCGAGGCUAAUGAUUCUUCAAGAGGUGAGGUCCUAGCUGGAGCCAUAGCCGGGGCCACAGCCGCCGCCGCCGCCGCCACCGCAGCAGUCCACCGGAAAGAUUCACGAAGGAGGCACAGAAAAUCACCCGACGCCGACUAUGAUCGGAAGGAGUCCAGGAGCUCUUCUGAUGGUCAUCGAUCACAAAGGCAAAAGGGUGAGCGUAUUGGCAUCGUGGGUCGAUGGGCACAAGCUUUACAGGAGUCCAAGAGGAUUCACGAAGAGAAGCAGAAGCAAAAGAUUCAGGUCGUUGAGAAAGAGCGCCGCUCUUCGGACCGUGGAAGAGAGAGAGAAAAGGACAGGCAGCGGGAGCGUGACCGGGAUCGCGACGAGCGAAAACGGGAACGGGAACAAGAGUACGAACGCCAACGUGAGCUCGAGCGUGAGCGCGAACGCGAGCAAAGACGGCAAGAACGCGCGCGCAGACAACAAGAACAAGAGCGUCUGCAACAAGAGCAAGAGCGCAAACAACAAGAGCGUGAGCGCAGACACCGAGAGCGCGAACGCGAGCGCGAGCGCGAACAACGUGAACAACUUGAACGGGAGCGGGAGCGAGAACGCGCAAAGCGCUCUGAGCGAAGCGCAAGAUCAAGGAACUUGGAACAAUCCGAACGAUCUUUGAGCGGAAAGGAGAGCGCACCCACCAGGUCACACCCACGGUCAGAUCACUCUGGAAGCCAGGACCGCGAGCGCAAGAGCAGCUCUUCGUCGCGCCACACCCAGUCCACAGAACCCAAGCCUCGCUUCUUCCUGAAGUAUAUGGAGGGUCAGUCAGACACCAAUGGUCCACUUCUGAAGAUCAACGCUGCCAAGGCCUCCGCUAACGUCUACAAAGACCGUGAGAGAAGGUCCUCCUCCCACCAGAGUCAACGUCAAUCGCAAGACGGCAAGAGCAGCAGUGAGCGCUCCAGUCGACCACGUCCCGAGGACGACGAAGAAGCUCGAGCUCGGCGUGAAGCUCGCAAAGAGCGCAAGAGGAUGGAGAUGGAGCAGGAAACAAGGGCAAGGGAAGAACCCGAGCAACGUCGCCAUCACCGUAGUAGCGGAGAACAUCGCCAUCGUCAUCACAGACAUCGACGCGAGCCGUCUCCUCCACCCAGCGGACCUUCCAAGCUGAAGACUCUCUUGGGUGCGAUUGCUGCUCACUGA
Molecule: messenger RNA, 4413 nt
Organism: Aspergillus tubingensis
Lineage: Eukaryota; Fungi; Ascomycota; Eurotiomycetes; Eurotiales; Aspergillaceae
Product: PE repeat family protein
Exons: 3
Coding region: 1-4413 (1470 amino acids)
Source: RefSeq, a predicted model, not a curated record